Molecule: messenger RNA, 1491 nt
Organism: Zasmidium cellare ATCC 36951
Lineage: Eukaryota; Fungi; Ascomycota; Dothideomycetes; Mycosphaerellales; Mycosphaerellaceae
Exons: 2
Coding region: 1-1491 (496 amino acids)
Source: RefSeq, a predicted model, not a curated record
AUGCUUGCCGUUCUACUUGCUUUGUUGCCAUUGGCGGCUUCUCAUGAUGUUAAACCUAUCCAAUUUGGUCGGCCCGCCCCUAUAGGUACUUUGAUCUCGCUCCCCACCCCAGCAGCCAGUAACGAACGUCCGAUCAACAAGAGCGAGCAAGAACAAUAUGCAUCGCAUGUACACCUGGAAGACACGGUGGACCAAAUACAACUUCUAAUGGACGCCGACUUUACUGAAAUUGACGAUUCACUGGAGGAUUCUGGCGAGUUCGAUCAAUAUGUUCCCGUCGGUACCACCGAUGAUACUACGCUUGUGCGACGAGCCAACGGCAUCGAGAAGCGUGCAGCUUUCCGCGGAACUAUGCAAAUCGAUUGUUUGGAAGCGCCUGAAGUCUGCCAGAACGCCUGCUGGUACCAGAACUGCUUGAUGGAUGCAAAAGGAGUUACGACAACGAUCAAGUACCAAGACGGUGGCCGCAACAGUGCCCGUGACAGUGCAAACCGCCUGCAGUCUGGUGUGACGACAAGUCGCGGACGCCCGUGCACUACCUGGCCAUUUGGACAGAAGUUCUGGGAUACCUACCAGUUCAACCCAAAUCCAGUUGAGGAAUCCGAAAAGUACCUGGAGACGGACGAAUGGCCAAUGGCUUCCUUCGAGAACCCAGCCUUCGACGAGACCGCCAACCCUCCUCAGCAUACUCUGAGAUGUAUCACUGGACAGAGCAACAAGGGCGGUGCUCGUGCAUGGACGAACUUCCGAAGAGGUCACGGCCCAUAUGCUGAGGGCGGUAAAUGGGAGAACUUCCGAUUGGGAGCAAAGACGCACUUUGUUCGAUACGACGAGUUCAACGUUGCGUUCAACUUUGAUUCUUUUGAUCCAAAUAAUGCUGAUCAUCAAAACGUGAGGAAAACUCUGACCUUCUGCGAAGCACCAUAUGCCAACUGCAAGAACGACGGCCGGCAAUUCCACAUGAGUAAACUCGUCACCAACAGCAAAAGCACAGGACAACUGGCCUGGCCGUACGAUGCGACAACGCAGAACGCAUACCAGCUCGACUACGAGGGCACAGACAUCAAGCAGUAUCACGUCACUCUCGCCAUCACUGGAGAUGACCAGGACGAAGUUGCUGCUCAAGUCUCUGUUUACGAAAACGGCGACGAGACGAUCGUCGCCACUAGAGACUCAACAACAGACUCUUCGUUGACGAUGGAAGAUGGCGACUCGUUCUCCAUCAAAGGCAAUCUGCCCAAGACGCUGAAAGUCGAGAAGAGCGGCAUCGGUUGUGGGACUUUCAAGUUCACAUACGGCGACGCUCAAGCGGAUGGGUUGGCGGUCUUUGGGUUCGACAGUGAGGACAUUGGCUAUGGCAGAUGGUCGCAUACUGAGAAGGGGAGGAAUUCUGGUCGUUACUGCGUACCUGAGGAUAUUCAAGGGCAGGAUGCGAAUGGGGCUGCUAUUGUGAUUGGAACGAGGUUAAAGUGUUCUUUUCCUGGCUGGUAG